AUGGGAAGGUUGAACAACGGAGAGUUUUUGACCCAGGUGGGAGACAUUUUAACCCAAAAUGAUGGCAAGUCAUCGAUUUACUUGACCCAAAAAAGGUUGUCACCAGCCUUGGAUUUAGAUGAGCCAGACGUCAAUGAAGGUGUGGAGUCCAUAAACGAUUUAUCAAGUAACGUAGUGGAGCAUAAAUUCAAAUCUAAUACCCAAGAGUAUCCGAUAUUGAUAAGAAUAGCCUUGGGAAGUAAUGGCAGCAAACAAAAGGUCAAGUUGAGCACAGUAGUGGAAAUAAAUAACUUGGACCAGUUCUGGUCGGACUAUUCGCUGGUAAUCAAAGCAGGAUUUGUUGGUUUGAAGAAGAAAGAAAAGAAGAAAAGUAAGAAGAACAAGAUUUCCAAGUAG
Molecule: messenger RNA, 396 nt
Organism: Yamadazyma tenuis ATCC 10573
Lineage: Eukaryota; Fungi; Ascomycota; Pichiomycetes; Serinales; Debaryomycetaceae
Product: RNA-binding signal recognition particle subunit
Biological process (GO): SRP-dependent cotranslational protein targeting to membrane
Cellular component (GO): signal recognition particle, endoplasmic reticulum targeting
Molecular function (GO): 7S RNA binding; endoplasmic reticulum signal sequence receptor activity
Source: RefSeq, a predicted model, not a curated record